Gigantopelta aegis is the source of this 1780-nucleotide messenger RNA. RefSeq names its product lambda-crystallin homolog. Bases 39 to 1022 code for a protein of 327 amino acids. Gene Ontology annotation, molecular function: oxidoreductase activity, acting on the CH-OH group of donors, NAD or NADP as acceptor; NAD+ binding. Gene Ontology annotation, biological process: fatty acid metabolic process. The record is from RefSeq and is a predicted model, not a curated record. NCBI's taxonomy places the organism in Eukaryota, Metazoa, Mollusca, Gastropoda, Neomphalida, Peltospiridae. The transcript has 6 exons.
GGUAGUUGAAAAUACCUACCUACUGAUAGACCUAAGUUAUGGCGACCCAAGAGCUACAUCAUGGGAAUGAGAAAAUUGGGAUUAUUGGGAGCGAUUCCAUGGGCCAGAGCUGGGCCAUUCUGUUUGCAUGGGCCGGUUAUAGAGUAUGCGUAUUUGACCCAGAAUCAGCACAUGUGAUGACGGUCUUUACGGAAAUCUGUAAAUGGGUGAAGGAACUGGAUGCAGACGGCGCUACCAGAAGAAACCGGACUGUGGAUGAUACUCUAGAAAGGAUAUCAGUUACAAACAGUUUGACUGAUUGUGUAACAGAUUCCAUUUACAUUCAAGAAUGUCUACCAGGUGACUCGAGUCUCAGGUCAGAGAUCCUCAAACAGGUCGAUGGUGUGAUGGGAGCUGACACUAUUGUCGGAUCCAGUGGGAUGACGCUCCCGUCCUUGCUGUCUGCCGACCUCACUAACAGACGGCGAUUUCUAACAGCUCAUCCAGUUGACCCAUUAAUCUACACGACAUGCGUGGAACUGGUCCCAGCUCCGUGGACUGCCACGGAAUCUUGUGACAGGACGUCCCAACUGAUGGCCAACAUAGGACAGACGCCAGUGAUGUUACUAAGAGAACAGGAAGGAUUUGCAGCUUGCGGGAUCGAAUCAGCAAUCCUGGAAGCAGGCUAUCAGCUUAUUAAAGACGGAGUCUGUGACGUGGCAGACGUGGAGACGGGGAUGACUGAAGGUCUGGGGAUGUGGUACUGGUGCAUGGGCAUGUUCGACGUUCAGCACUUGAACAGAAACGGUUGGCAAGAUUUCUGUAUCAGAGGCGGGGACAUGGUAUUGGGGAUACAGAAAGACAUAAAUUUUUUUGAGAGAAUGGGAGGCGAUACAGCCAGGAAUAUCGAGAAAGAUUUGUCAGUGCAUGUGCCACUAGACCAAUUGCAGAAAGGUCGCAGGUGGAGAGAUAGGCGCCUUUCAUCCCUGAUUAAGUUCAAAAACACUUUAGAGCAAAGGGAUUCUCAAGAUGGUGACAUUUGAAGUAAUGAAGAAGAUCUUCGUACGUAGAUACACCGUCUAAACAAGAACGUAUUUCAAGGACACAAACGCUGACCUCGCCCGAGGAACUGAAAUUAGUUUUCACGUCUGCUAGAUAUAAUAAUUAUAUCCUGUAUACAAGUUGUGAUUUUGAAGUUAUAACCUGUACAGACGCUUUUUUUUUUUUUUUUUUUUCAUACGGUGAAUCAGUUUAUUCAAUUGUGUUUCAAGGCUAGAUGAUAAUGAAAAUACAACCUCCUGCCACCCCUAGUUAAUCAUUUCUGGACUAGCCCUACAUAUUAAACCCUCGAGGGAGCUGUAUUUCUGAGAGCACUGACAGAUUUAUGGCUUGUUUUUGUCUGGCCUGUCGUUCCUUUGUUACUCAGAACAUGCACCAAGUUCCUAUUGAUCCUUCAAUCAGAGCCUCUAGAUUGUCUUUCUCAGAAACGUGAAAUGAAAUUAAGGAUAUGGUAAUGUGAGUAACUCAAGAAAAGCAAGAAAGCCUUUGUGACCGUCUUCUGUAUAAUUCAUAAUGUGUUCGCAGAGAAUCGGUUGAUUGGGACAGAUUCCAUUUGCCCGAUAUACGUAUGCGUAUACGUGUAUGUUUAUUAAUAAUGCAUAGAUAUGCACACGCGUACUGAAUGAAUGAAUGAAUGAAUGAAUGAAUGAAUAAAUGAAUGUUUAACGACACCCCAGCAUCCACUAUUUGGUGUCAAAACAUAGAUAGAUAACUAGUUUAACGUGCUCAUAUACCACUAGGG